CAUGUGGCCGGGAACAGCUCCACGCUACAAACCCCAUGAUGGCCGCCUCCGUUUCUGUCACCGAGCUCGGCUUCGUGCAAGAAUGCGAACCUUGGCGGCUGCGUAGUCCCCAGUUCCCCAGUAAAGUAGGGGGGCGACCAGCCUGGCUGGGUGAAGUGGGGGUCCCCGGACCUGAAAGGCUGCAGUGCGGAGUUUGCAUGAAGCCCCUGGCUCUCCUUGUCCAGGUAUACGCGCCCUGUACUGGCAGCUUUCAUCGGACCGUCUUCCUGUUCACCUGCCGGGACCCCACGUGCCACCGGGUGGGCGAGAGGCGCGGCUAUAAAGUGUUUAGAAACCAGCUGCCAAGGAAGAAUGAUACUUACUCUUACGGUCCACCUCCGGAUUCACACCCACAGUCUGAAGAAUACUUUACAAGCUUUCAGUUGAAAUGUGGACUUCGGCUCUGUAGAGUAUGCGGCUGCCUGGGGCCCAAGUCAUGCUCGAAAUGUCAUAAAGUGAAUUACUGUGACAGAGUGCAUCAGCUAAUGGACUGGAAGGCGCAGCACAAGGUGCUGUGUGGUCCGCAGUUUGAUGCACACCGAGUUGAGGUUGCAGAUCAUGGAUUUUUAUUUCCAGAAUAUGAGCUUCUUACAGAAGCAGAAGAGCUGGAUUCUGAUGCAAGUCUGGAUGAUGAUUCCACAAUGAGUCAAAUGGAUAUGGAGUCAUCGACAUUAAAUUCGUCAUCAAAUCUUGAAUCUUCUAUGGACGAAUUGAAGUUAAAUGAAGAUGAAUUGAAUGCAAUUGCAAAGCAUGAGAGUGAAGAAGACAAGGCUUUUAGCAGGUUCAAAAAGCGGAUUUCAAUUGAACCUGAGCAGGUCCUCAGGUACUGCAAAGGUGGUGAACCUCUGUGGAUUUCUCUUCAAAAUGUUCCAGCAGAAAAUGAUAUCCUUAACUGUGGAUGUGGAGCCAAAAGGGCUUUUGAAUUUCAGGUAAUGCCUCAACUACUGAACCAUCUGAAAGUGGAUAGCCUUCAGAAGAGCAUUGACUGGGGAGUCCUGGCAGUCUAUACUUGCUCUGCUAAUUGCAGUGCGGAAACACAUUAUGUCGAGGAGUUCCUGUGGAAGCAAGAUGUGCCAGGAGACACGAUUUAAAGUGCACAACAGCUAUAGUUAUGUGCUAUCUAAAUGGACAUUGCCUUUUGGGGUAGAUCUGUUAAAUGGUUUGACAAAGACUUGGUUAAUUUUCACAAAGAUUCAUGUGAUUGUCCCACAAGUCACAAUGGAGACCUCCUUUACAAAGUUGUAGAUAACUAACAGUUUAUUAGAGGUGAGUUAAAGAGGACCUUUCACUAGAAUAAAAAA
This is a messenger RNA of Bufo gargarizans (Asiatic toad), 1340 nucleotides long. It is a transcript of the gene PDCD2, whose product is annotated as programmed cell death 2. Lineage: Eukaryota; Metazoa; Chordata; Amphibia; Anura; Bufonidae. The record is from RefSeq and is a predicted model, not a curated record. Gene Ontology annotation, cellular component: nucleus; cytoplasm. The transcript is spliced from 6 exons. The coding region runs from base 36 to 1130 and encodes 364 amino acids.